AUGUUUUCGUGGCUGGCAAGGAUAGUGUCGGCUUGCUUGAGACCGGUGAGGCGAUAUGCGCGUAUGAGCAAGGAUGAUUUCGACGACGCUGCCGCCGCCAGCGACGCGCUCGUGUGGCACCGGGACCUCGAGAAGCACUCGUGCGGCGAGUUCUCCUUCGCUGUCGUGCAGGCCAACGAAGUCAUCGAGGAUCAAAGCCAGGUAGAGACCGGCGCCGACGCUGUCUUCGUCGGCGUCUACGAUGGACACGGCGGCGCUGAAGCCUCGCGCUUCAUCAACGAUCACCUCUUCCAUAAUCUCAUGAGGGUUGCUCAAGAAAAUGGUUCUAUGUCUGAAGAUAUUAUCAGAAAUGCUGUUUCUGCUACUGAGGAUGGGUUUCUGACUCUUGUUCGAAGGAGUUAUGGAAUAAAGCCAUUGAUAGCAGCCAUGGGUUCUUGUUGUCUGGUUGGUGUUAUCUGGAAAGGAACACUAUAUAUUGCAAAUCUCGGAGACUCCCGUGCUGUGAUCGGUUCUGUAGGUAGAUCAAACAAGAUCGUUGCUGAACAGUUGACCAAAGAGCACAAUGCUAGCAAAGAGGAGGUUAGACGAGAACUCAGGUCUUUGCAUCCAGAAGAUUCGCAAAUUGUAGUUAUGAAGCAAGGAACCUGGCGCAUUAAAGGCAUCAUCCAGGUAUCAAGAUCCAUAGGAGAUGCAUAUUUGAAACGCCCGGAGUUCUCGUUCGAUCCAUCGUUCCCGCGGUUCCACCUGCCUGAACCUAUCCGCCGACCUGUGCUAACAGCAGAACCCUCCAUAUGUUCAAGAGUUUUAAGACCUAAUGAUAAGUUCAUUAUCUUUGCAUCUGAUGGACUUUGGGAGCAUUUGACAAACCAGGAAGCUGCUGAGAUUGUUCAUAACAAUCCAAGAACCGGGAUUGCAAGAAGACUUCUUAUGGCGGCUUUGAACGAGGCAGCUAGGAAAAGGGAAAUGAGAUAUAAAGACCUUCAGAAGAUUGGAAAGGGGAUUAGGCGUUUCUUCCAUGAUGAUAUCACAGUGGUUGUUGUCUUCAUUGACCAUGAGUUGGGUAGCAAGAAGGUUACAGUUCCUGAGUUGUCCAUCAAAGGGUUUAUUGACACAGUUGGACCAUCAAAUUUUAGAAAUUUGCGGGGAUUGGAAUGA
This is a messenger RNA of Sphenostylis stenocarpa, 1155 nucleotides long. Lineage: Eukaryota; Viridiplantae; Streptophyta; Magnoliopsida; Fabales; Fabaceae. The record is from the annotation of a GenBank genome assembly.